This is a messenger RNA of Amoebophrya sp. A120, 2226 nucleotides long. The record is from the annotation of a GenBank genome assembly. Lineage: Eukaryota; Dinophyceae; Syndiniales; Amoebophryaceae.
AGAUUCGUUGAAACUGAAAGAAAUCUUUUUUUGUUCUGGGAAAAAACAAAAAGUUGAAAAUAAAGGCGCAAAUACCACGAAGCAUCGAUUUGAUGUCGAGUUGCGGCUGAGCAGACGAAAGCCGCCACUAUGAAACUGCGAAUUUUUCCGCGGUCCCGCCCCGGGCGGCUGAACUUCGCCAUUUUCCAGUGGAUCACCUACAUGCAACCAUGGUUGAUCACGCAAACGCAUGCGUGCAUCCCCUGGUGCAGCCUGAACCAGGUGCACAAGUUCUGGAUGGAUACCAUGUGGAUGAAGUCACUGCUCAUGGACAGCCCGGUAUUUUGAAUCGUGUUAUUUCUUUCAACGUUAGCUUCUACAUAACCUUCUCCUUCGGUCUACUCGCAUUCUUUGUACGUACUCACAGUAAACAUCGAUAAACUAUGUGAACCUGUUGUAGAAGUGACAAAAUACAGUAAAGUCACACUUGAUCUCAAAUCCAUCUCGAUUAUUAUCCCAGUUAUUUUUAUAAGCUGCGGGGGGCGGGGGUCCCCGGGGGUCUGCGGGGGUCUGCGGGGCUCGAUUCAUUCUAAAGGAGAAAAAAACAAAAGAUNUUCUGCAAAAAAGUUCUCGAAUGCAAAACGCGAAUCAAAAAGGACCCCCGCAGACCCCCGCGCUGCGGAAACUGCCCCCCUUAUAAAAAAGGCUGUUAUCCAUCGUGCGACAGAGCCUGAAGGGUGGUUCUGGUUCGUUUCGGAUGGUGGAGAGUUUACAGCGGGACGCAUUGAAGGCGAUGAUCAACGGGUUUAUCGAGCGAAGCAUCGACCCCUACGACCCCGGCGACGGUUUUGCCACCAUGUUCGUGUACGACAUCAAGAACGACUACUCGAGUUACGACUGCUUUCUGAUGGUGAACUGGGGCGAGAAGCGGAGCGGCCUCCGGAUCGGUGACCUGCGCGCCAACGAGCUGGGCACCCACGGCUCGCUCGCCCGCGUGUGGAACUACCCCCCCGGCGAGGAAAACUGUCUCACCUGGGUCACGGACCUGAGCACCUUCAACACCGUGCAGGCCGCCGUGACCGCCGCAAACAAUGUGCGAAACGACAACUGGGCCUUCUUUCGCAAAGUAGCCAGUUACACGAAAGCCGCAAUCGGAUCCGCUGCAGUCUUGACCAUGUCAUCCAUCCCACUCGAGUAUGUGUCUGUCCUUCUUCCUUUUUGCUCUGCAUGCUACUUGUUUUCAGCGAAACAUACUAAAUUCGGUACAAACAAAAUCCCAGUAGACAAUCUUCGAUGCUCCAAAAUUGAAUAAUCCCAGACGCGGUGUGAACUUACCGAGCUACGUGAAACUGGAGGUGGUGGACACGCGACUGAUUCAGACCACCUUCAGCGGCAACGGACCUAGUGGAGCCUACCGCAUGAUGGACAACCUUCCGGAGGACGAGCGAAUUCUCAUUUUGGAAGACAUCGAGAAGCAAGAGCUCUGGGACGUAUAGAAACUGUUUUCCGAAUUAGUACAAAAAUACUUACAAACACACGUGAUGAUUGCUUGUUGUCAACUCGAAACAGACCACUUAGGGUACUACUGAAGUCAAGAUUAACUUUUCGUUGGAGCUCCAUACAAAGCAAAAAACAAUUACAAACAGAACGUCUGCUUUGGCGUGAUGUUCUCGGUUCUCACGGCGCUGAUCGUGACGAUCUGCCUGUUGGUGUUGUGCAACGUGCUGCUCGUGGAAACAGUGUCGGGGAAACGAAAGCGCUACGACUACAUCGACGAUGAGUAUGUCUGAACCGGAUAUUCAUUGGACGUCUUUUCUUCUCUUUGGAAGAGGAGGUUGUUGGAUUUUCACAAUUUUUUACGCAUAUUAAUUUCCAUUUCAGUUUCUUUUUCAAAAUUUUCAUCACUGUUACUAGAGUUUUUGGAUUUGUAUACCAUUUUUUGUGCAACAUGGCAAUGGCAUAAAUUAAUUGUACAAAGCUUGAAUGUUUCGGAUUGCGUUUCUUGUGACUAACUAACUCAUUUACAUUUUUCAGUUUCCAUGAAUAAACAGUAUCUAUGAAUACCGAUGAUAGCAUCAAAGAUUACAAAUACAGAUGGUAGUGGUAGGUCCUUCAGUUUUGGCUGCUUCCAGUGUAUGACGAACAAACAUUUUGCUAUUGCAACAGCAUGUGGCACGUCCAAAUUGUACAGUAGCAGCACGCUGCCAAAUAAAACGACUUCAUAAUUCGUCGAUCAGAUGUUGCAAU